This is a messenger RNA of Spodoptera frugiperda (fall armyworm), 5775 nucleotides long. It is a transcript of the gene larp, whose product is annotated as la-related protein 1B. Gene Ontology annotation, molecular function: RNA cap binding. Gene Ontology annotation, cellular component: cytoplasmic stress granule; cytosol. The coding region runs from base 511 to 4464 and encodes 1317 amino acids. The transcript has 30 exons. NCBI's taxonomy places the organism in Eukaryota, Metazoa, Arthropoda, Insecta, Lepidoptera, Noctuidae. The record is from RefSeq and is a predicted model, not a curated record. Gene Ontology annotation, biological process: mRNA stabilization; positive regulation of translation.
UUAGAAGUCACAGCCUUCCGUAAGUUCCGUGUGUGUUGCGGAAAAAUCCCUUUUUGGGCGGCCGACCACAUGUGUGGAUAGUGAACAAAAUAUGGUUCUGUUAUGAUUUUAUGUUAAUAGAAGCGUAUUUCAUAGUGAUCGGUACAAGACAUCGAUAGAUAAAGUGCGUACGGAUCGUUCAGUGUGCCAGAAAAGUUGGAACAAGACGACGGAAGUGCAUUUUUUUCGAUGUAAAUACGGUCCAACCAGGGUCAGUCCGGUGUGCUACGAGAGGUUCGCGCAUAUUUCUCAGCGACCGGCCGUGUGUGCGCGCCACUGGGACGUGUGAGUUAAUCGUGAAUUAUUCGACCUUCGCACUGUUCGAUCGGCCAGUUUUCAUCGGGAAAGUUCGUUCGCGAUUAGUGGGUUAACCCCAUCAUGCCGUCGUGUUGAGGGGCAUGGAGGCGCGCUCGUGAUCGUCUGUUGGCGCGGAGCGCGCGCCCGGACUUACAUAACGAGGGCAGCGGCGGCAUGGCCGCCCGCGUGUCCGCCGAGGGCGCAGGGCCCUCUUACGCGUCAGUGUUGAACUUUAGGGGCAGUGACAGUAACAAGGAAAACAUUGAGGCCGCACCAGGUGAAGUGUCUGACGCGCCCCCGACGAAGCAAGAUGAUGAAGAGGAAGAGGGUUUUGUGCCCGUCAUUUCACACGGACGCCGUCCUGGGAAGGGGCGAAGGCACCCUGAGCGUAGGGCUCCACCCCGUCCUCAUAAGGCGCCCGCUCAGCACGCUGAGCCCCAGCCGACGCCAGAGCAGCAGCAGCAAUCUUCAGAGAGUCAACCGAAGAAGUUUGUUGAAGCCCCAAUUCCUAAAGUGAACCCUUGGCAGACAUCUGACCCUGAACAGGUUCGAGGGGGCAGCACAGGAGUGCCACCGCCAGCUGCUCCGGCGAUGAUUGAGCAGGAGAAGCGGUCACCGCUGCAGCCGCAGCAGCAGGGCAGGGUACACCCGGAGCCGCCAGUCGUUCCAGUGCCUCCGCCCCCUAAGCCAGCGAUAGUGAAGGCACCAAAACACGCCAAGAUUAAUCAAAAGGGAAAUACAACUCUAUCGGGAGAAAGUACGAAAACUGUUGAGCUACAAGAUGAUACAGUGAUUGGGGAGAUAGUAUUAGAUACUAUGACUGCUGGAGUAGCGGCCAGGAGGAAAACCAGGCCUAGACGGAGCUGGGCGAAGGUGGAGCAGGAUGGUCAGGCAUCAGACUUCACGGACAUAGGAGACUGGCCGACGCUAGGCGCUGCCGUAUCAGGCGGAGCCAGGUGUCAUUCCACGCCACCUCCUCACGAUGCUGACUCCUCACAUCAUAAUGGGACUGCGGAACAAGACCGCAAGCCCCCAGAGGAGCCUCAUCAUCACCAGCCCUCCAAGCCCGAGAGGGUGGAGGCGACACACAACCACCAACACAACGAGAAACACCACGACAAACAUUCGGAUCGAGCCAAGAGUUCAGGCGCCGGUAAGGGCAGCAGUAAGUCGGGGAAACACAAGUGGGUUCCCCUGGACAUCGACGUGAAGGCAGCAAGGCCCGGGAAGCACGGUCCUCAACAUUCUACGAGGCCGGAGAACGACACGGUAUCCCUCAACGGUGAGGAGAGCCGUUCGCGCGGCGGGUCCAGGUCCCGCGGGGGUCGGGGCGGAGCCCGAGGUGGUCGCCGGGGUGCUCCCCGCCCUGCCUCGGCGCUCCCGUCCCUCCCGGCUCCGCACCAUCAUACACUAUACCAUCACGCCCAUGACUUCCCACACCACCCAGAUUUGGCGCAGCAGCUUAGGGUAUCCACUGGCGUCGCGCAGGUGGUGGUUCCCUUCGGGGGUCUGGCGGCGUUGGGGGCACCCUUAGCACCACCAUUGGCACAGGCAUUCUACUACGGAGCGGCGGCGGCCACGGCGACGCCCUACGGCAUGGGAUUGGAUCACGCGACCUUGAAGGAUUUGAUUAAGAAGCAGAUCGAAUACUACUUCAGCCCGGACAACUUGGCCCGCGAUUUCUUCCUCCGUCGCAAGAUGGCGGCGGACGGGACCAUUCCCGUCACGCUCAUCGCCUCCUUCCACCGCGUGAGGGCGCUCACGGCGGACGUGCAACUCGUGCUUGACGCUAUCCGCGAUUCCGAUAAGCUGCAACUUAUUGGUGGAUUUAAGGUCCGAACAGCCUUCGAACCGACAAAAUGGCCGAUCCUAGACAUAACCUCGAGCACAAACCCCGACGACAACAAAGGAGAACAACCGAACACAUCCGAAGACAAACCGAAGACGCCCGAAGCUGACGCUGACAAAGAAACCGUGAAGGAAGAGGCUCCAAGUAUAGAAGCGAACACUGAAAGAGUGGAAAAUGUCGAAGAAAAGAAAUUUGAUAACAUUGUCAAGGAGCCUACAAUAACAACCGUUGAAAAAUUCGAGACACAACAGCAGCCCUCGCAACCAUCAGCCACGGUAGAGGAGAUACUUGAGCCAGAGAUACCAGAAGUGUCCGCCGCAAUAGAAGUGGGAGAGGUCGCAGAAGACAAGAAGAAAGAUGUUGAGGUUGAGGCCGAGAAGCCGAUAGACCCUACUGAUGAUCCACCACUGCAGUCUGAGGGCAAUGAGGAGAAGCCUGGUGAAAAACGCCGUAAGAAACAGAUGGUGGGUAUCUUCCCUCUGCCGACGAUGGGAGGUCCUCUGGUUGCACCAGUUUCAUCACUCCUCAGGGCGGUACCUCCGCCACCGCUGCCCAGAAUGUUUCGCACCGGGCGCGGCGGGCUGGCGGGCGGCGCUGCCGCACACGAUUCGCUAAACCCCGACGUCCCUGAGUUCGUGCCGCUUGCAUUACGACAUGAGGAAUGCAACGACAAAUCCGACAGCCUGGACGACAGACCCAGCUCGGGCACCAUCAGCCCCAACUCCGAACAAGUAUGGACGGAGGUAAAACGCCGUACAAAAGCCGGUUCCCGCGAGCGCACAGCGGCUGCGGCUGAAGAGGAACCUCGUGAGGAGUUGCACUUCCAGCUCGACGAGGAACUGGAGCUGCCGCCGCCACGGCAUAACACGUUCACUGACGCUUGGUCUGACGAGGAGUCGGACGCGGAGUUCACGGACCGCGACGUGGGGCGCCUGCUGAUCGUGACGCAGACGGCGGCGCGGGCCCCCAAGCACGACGGACACGACCGCCAGGGGGACUGGAACACACGGACCAAGAUCACGCAGGACCUCGAACAGGUUAUUACUGACGGCUUGAGACGGUAUGAAGAAGAUUUAUGGAACGACAAUGAUUAUCCCUCAUCGUACGGCAGCCAGAACUACCGCACGGUGUCGCUGAUCAGCCGCGAGCAGUUCGAGGCGGCCGUGCCCAACGAGAAGCACUGCAACCCCGCCGAGCCGCCGCCGCCGCCGCCGCGACCGCAGCAGGUAUCCCAGCAGGCGGAGUCUACCGAGGGUAGAGCGGGCCGGCGGCCGCGACGUACGGCGCGCUUCUACGCAGCCAGCAAGGACCCACACGCAACUGAUGUUAUAAGCAGCCGCAAGCACAAGACGCGCCACUCGCUGAACCCGCCCGUGGAGCACCACGUGGGCUGGAUCAUGGACAUACGCGAGCAUCGCGCCAGGACGCAUAGCACCGGUUCGUCAGUGGGCACGUCCCCGACGCUGGGGUCGUCGUGCGGGUCGGUCCCCGCGUCGCUGCCCACGUUCCACCACCCCAGCCACGGCCUGCUCCGCGAGAACCACUUCACGCAGCAAGCCUACCACAAGUACCACUCGCGCUGUCUUAAAGAACGCAAGAAGCUUGGCAUCGGUCAGUCGCAAGAGAUGAACACGCUGUUCCGAUUCUGGUCGUUCUUCCUACGAGACCACUUCAAUCGCACCAUGUAUAAUGAAUUCAGAACGCUAGCCAACGAGGAUGCGUCAGCCGGUUUCCGCUACGGCCUGGAGUGCCUGUUCCGUUUCUACUCGUACGGCCUCGAGCGCAAGUUCAGACCGGAGCUGUACCAGCACUUCCAGCAGGAAACCAUUGCUGAUUAUGAGAAGGGUCAGCUAUACGGCUUAGAGAAAUUCUGGGCGUUCCUGAAGUACUACAAGCAUACGGGAGCGCUGCAGGUGGACCCCAAGCUGCAGGGCUACCUCGAGAACUUCCAGAGCAUCGAAGAUUUCAGGGUGCUUGAGCCCCAGCUGAACGAGUUGCUAGCGGCGGCGGGCGGGGCGGCCCCGGGGCGCGGGCCGCACGCGCGGCCCUACGACCGCACGCGCUCCGUCUCCGAGAGCGACCGCGCCGCCGCCGCCGCACGACACGCCACCAGUAAGCAGGGCGGUGCGCGGCCGCCGGCGAGCAGUACGGGCGCCAACAACCGCGGCCGCGCCGGCUCCUGCGGCGCGCAGAGCGUCGUCGCCACCGCACGACCACGGGCAACACCAAAAACGAAACAAGACAGCGGAGAGCCGAAGCCGUUGGCAGCCAAACAGUGAUGUUUAAACUUGUACAUAAAUUAAGAAAAAGACAUUCAGUGCAAAGUGCUUAAUCACCGGCAAUAAUAAUAUAUAAUGUGUCGAAUGCAUUUUAUUAUACUAUACUAUAUACUAUAUAUAAAAUAUGUUUAAAAACUUAAAGUUUAGUGCCCAGACACUAGUGAGUUUAAAACGUUGCUCGUUGGUUACUUACGGAGACUAGCUUAUAUGCAUCGACAAUAAGCAACGCUACGCUCUGUUUCACGCGAUAUCAUAAAUAUUGACAACAAUAUAGCUAGACAGUAAGUAUGUACUACCAUAUAUAUAUAAACUUAUAUAUUUUUGACAUUGUAUAAAAAUUUAAAUUAUAAACGACAUCCCAUUGUCUUGAUAAAAUUUUCAAAAUGACAUUAAACAAAAAAAAAACAAACGUUCUGUCUCUUAGUCUUUGGUAGGGUUAAGUAUUUUUUAUCUGUGGCUACUUUGGUGCUGCAACAUCGACAUCCUCGCAUUUUGUUUGAUUUUUGAAUUUAGAACCACCCAGUUUGAUUAAGAGCCUUUUGAGACUCGACUAGUGAAUUUUUUUCUCGAUAAUUUCGAGUGAGUUGAGUCAAGUUGAGUGUAUCUGAGUAUAAACUCAGGAUGUUGUAUGUAUAAGUCGCGUUUAGUAAAUGAACUCAAAUGAGUUAUAGUCACUCAGUGUUAUAAGGUGUAUUUUAAAAGUUUUACUCGUUUACACUCAACUCAACUGAGUAACACUCAACUCAACUAAAGCCAUACUCAUUUCGAUAUUCAUAUUGAUUUGGAUCUCUAGACGAAAAAUUAUGGAAAAAACGAAAAAAAUGUCAUUUUUCAUGUUUAUUUUUUUCCUGUAAGUCAUGAUAAAAAUUGUACAGCCUGUGUAAAAAAUAUGGGAGUGGUGGUAGAAAAAAAUAGUUUAAAAAAAUAAAAGCUGAAGACUGGUAUUAUUCGGUUCUGGUGUCGCGCGAAGUUUUUAAAUGAUGAUGUUGAGAAAAUACUUAUGAUGUGGAGUUGAGAAAAAUUGUUAAAAAAAAACUAUAAAGAGUCGAGCGAGUCUGUGUGUUGAUAAUGAUGAAAAUACUUAAUUUUUUUCGUUUCCUAUAUCUGUAUAAUAGAUGCCUUUACGAUUGGCCGUCUUUUUGAAACUUGGUCGUUGAGAUAUUUGACUCGGAAGUGUAUUUUUGUUAUUUAUAUUGUAUGUGUUUUAAAAUGCGUCUCUCUGUCUGUCCCCGCUACUGUAUACAACUUUAAUAAACAUUUUCUUUAAUAACAAUUUCAUAUAAUUGUAUUAAUUGCCUAUUUUCUUUUUUA